AUGUCAAAGAAACCCCACGUUUCCGCUAAGCCAUGGCCAGUUAUUAUAAACGUAUCCUUGUCGAACAGCGAAGUUCGUCAGAUACUAGAAAAGGACCAUAAAGUACGAGUAAGCGACACAACAGGCGAGGACACUAUUAUUUUCCCAUUAUCUUCUGUCGCCUUCUUGCUUCUCGAACUGGAUCGCGUUAUGGUUGGAAAUGGGAAAGGAGGCGAAAGUCUCGACCUACAGCUUAUAAAAAGGCUGGAGAGAUUUCAUCAAAUCCACAGACAUUGCUAUGUGAUAGUUGUGUCCCAAAUGAUGGCAUCCAAACAACUGGAAUCCCUAGUGGCUCUUCAAGGAAGGUUUUUAAAUUUACAUAUGGGAUUUAUUCCAGCACACAACCCCAAAGAGAUUAUAGACUGCAUGAUAAGUAUUACCAAGGUAACUUGCAAACCACUCUCACAAAUUAUCCAAGACCGACUUCAAAAUCUGCAGUCAUCAACACUAACUGAGAGUGUGGUACUUCAUGUUCUGUCAAAUCUGGGACUUACAAUGCAUGAUAUCCUUUAUUAAUCAUUAUAUAUCA
Actinia tenebrosa (Australian red waratah sea anemone) is the source of this 568-nucleotide messenger RNA. Its product is annotated as protein SPO16 homolog. The record is from RefSeq and is a predicted model, not a curated record. Lineage: Eukaryota; Metazoa; Cnidaria; Anthozoa; Actiniaria; Actiniidae. Gene Ontology annotation, biological process: synaptonemal complex assembly; reciprocal meiotic recombination. Gene Ontology annotation, cellular component: chromosome.